Molecule: messenger RNA, 7470 nt
Organism: Mizuhopecten yessoensis (Yesso scallop)
Lineage: Eukaryota; Metazoa; Mollusca; Bivalvia; Pectinida; Pectinidae
Product: F-box/WD repeat-containing protein 1A-like
Exons: 12
Coding region: 84-1643 (519 amino acids)
Molecular function (GO): protein dimerization activity
Source: RefSeq, a predicted model, not a curated record
GUUGUGACGUCACGAAGAGAAAAAUCUCUUGGGUGGAUGAUACACAGUCGUUUCAUUGUUUUGGUCACCGUCUCGUAAAAAACAUGUCUUCUCUUGAAAUGAAGAUGGAGACAUGUACUUCCUCAGACGAGAGAGUGGAUCAAAAGAGGGUGGAGACUGCUGCAAUGAUCACGUCAUUAACGCCUCGUACACCGGAACCGUCACCUCAGUAUAAUCAGGAUCGUGAUAUAUGUAUAAAGUGUUUUGAUGGCUGGACCGAAAAUGACCAAGUUGUGUUUGUUGAACAUUUAUUAUCUCGGAUGUGUCAUUACCAACAUGGACAGAUUAACACAUUUUUAAAACCUAUGUUGCAAAGAGAUUUCAUUUCAGCACUGCCAGCAAAGGGUUUAGAUCAUGUAGCAGAGUCCAUCCUUUCCUUCCUGGAUGCCAAAUCAUUAUGUGCAGCAGAGUUAGUGUGCAAAGAGUGGUACCGUGUGAUCUCAGAAGGAAUGCUAUGGAAGAAAUUAAUAGAGAGAAUGGUGCGCACAGAUCCCUUAUGGCAAGGGCUAGCAGAAAGACGAGGAUGGAUUCACUUUUUGUUCAAACCUAAGCCUGGAGAGCCCCAGAAAGACCACAAAUUCUACAGAAACCUAUACCCAAACAUCAUUCAGGACAUUGAGAAAAUAGAGAACAAUUGGCGGACGGGCCGACACACCUUACAGAGGAUACAUUGUCGCAGCGAGACAAGCAAAGGUGUAUACUGCCUACAGUACGACGAGACCAGGAUCAUCAGCGGCCUCAGGGACAACACGAUUAAGAUCUGGAACAGAACUUCCCUGGAGUGUAUUCAGGUGUUGACUGGACACACAGGCUCUGUGCUGUGUCUACAGUAUGACGACAACAUCAUCAUCUCUGGCUCCAGUGACUCAACUGUCAGAGUGUGGGAUGUCCGUACCGGAGAAAUGUUGAACACUUUGAUUCACCACUGUGAAGCUGUUCUCCAUCUUCGAUUCUGUGAUGGAAUCAUGGUCACCUGUUCAAAGGAUCGAUCAAUUGCUGUGUGGGACAUGCAGUCACCGACAGAAAUCAACCUGCGUAGGGUCCUGGUUGGUCAUCGGGCCGCUGUUAAUGUGGUGGACUUUGACGAAAAAUAUAUUGUAUCUGCCUCUGGAGACCGAACCAUAAAGGUUUGGAGCACAUUGUCCUGUGAAUUUGUUAGGACGCUCAACGGUCACAAAAGAGGAAUUGCCUGUCUCCAGUACAGAGACCGACUGGUAGUGAGCGGAAGCUCAGAUAAUACUAUAAGACUGUGGGACAUUGAAUGUGGUGCCUGUCUGCGAGUCUUAGAAGGGCACGAAGAGUUGGUGCGAUGUAUUCGCUUUGACAACAAACACAUUGUCAGUGGUGCCUAUGAUGGAAAAAUCAAAGUGUGGGACCUUGCUGCAGCAUUGGACCCUCGUGCCCCUGCAGGAACUCUCUGUCUCCGAACGUUAGUGCAGGAACAUUCAGGCCGCGUAUUCCGUCUACAAUUUGAUGAAUUUCAAAUUGUAAGUAGUUCACACGACGACACCAUCCUAAUUUGGGACUUCUUAAAUGUGGCAGUGCAGGAAGGAGCAGGCCCAUCCAACUCCCCAGCACGGUCCUACAACAAUUUCAACAAGUGAUUUCUCAUCGAUUGGAAACCUGACACUUGAGGAUUUACAUGCACCUGUGAGCACAUCCUAGAUCUGCUUUGAAAAGAAAAUGAAAUUCCACGGGAAUGGAUUUUUUUGUGUCCAAAAGCAUCACUUUGGUGAUGUAUUGAUGACAUAGGGUCACAUUUCAGUGCUAAAAUGAUUUUGUUUAGGUAUGCUGACCUAAUUCAUUUUCAUUUGAAAUGUAUUCCCUUUUUAAACUUUUGUUUGUUUGCUGGCUAACAUUGCCUUAUUCGAAUGGCUAGGUAAUUUGUGUUGCAACAUGACUUCAUUUCCCUGCCAAGAUCUCAGACGCUGUGUGUGGCUAGGACUGCACAGUACCAAGCCCGGUACAUUAAUCGUUUGAGGUCAUAGGUUCUGGAGACAACAUCAAUUGAGGAUUUUCCGAAGGGAAGAGUGCUUAAACAUGUAACUUGUUCAAAACAUACACCACAGUUCAAAAGCAGGUUAAAUCUACAGUCUUGAAUCUUGCUUUUUGGUUGUCAGGUUCAUUAAUACACGAAAAGAUCAUGUCAGCUUUGUAUGAAGGUAUUUGUUGAUUUUAAGAAUGAAAGAAAGAAUGGUAUGCAUAACGCCAAUGGUCUAAGCUUAUUAUUGGUCGAUGUAUGGCUGUUCAGUGGAAAUUUGUAUGCAAACUCUACCAAGUACCUUGAAUGGUGUGGUGCCGUGACAGAAUGUUGUGUCUAUUUGUAGAGAUGUGUCUUGGAGUGGUUGUACAUUGGUUGUUUGGUAGUCACCAUUAGUAGUUGUAGUGGUAGUGCUCCUAUAGACGGCAACUCUCCCUGUUUUAUUGUGUAAUGCUUCAUGUGGACAAGUGAACAUGCAGGACACAUUAUACAAUGCUCAACUUAAAUGGAGAUUAUUCCAAAUUACUACAUGGGAGGGAUGGGAAACAAUCAUUCAGCAAUCCCGUCAAAUUUGGUUGUGGGGCACCAAUUUUAAGAAAAUCUAGAUCUUUCACACUAAUGCUGUUGGCUUUGUAUUGAUGAUUGUCUAUUUCCCUCCAAUGCCCUUGAUUCUGAAAUAAUUCAAACUGAGAAAACGGCUACGUUCCAUUUCAGAUAUUUUCCAGAGUUUGAUUGUUCAUUAAAAACUUUGUGAUAUAUUUUUAUGUCUUCAAUAUUCUGAUAAAUCAAACUUUAAUUUCGUAUUUUGUCAUUUGUGAAUUUCCUGGAUCAUCUAUGGCUUGUGCAAUUGGGGUUAGGAUCAGACGUUCUUAUUUAGGAGAGUCAAAAAUCCAGCAAGUUUGCUUGAGUUUUGAUUAUAGAAUGAAUACACAUAGAUUUUUGAUACUGGAAGAAGUCACAUUAUUUGAGUGCAAGAUUUUCUCUCUUUUCAGAAUUCUGUAUUAAAGAUUUAUAUUUUUCAAAUGAAUUGACAUGAAUAGGUGUGUAGCCAUGACAUAUAUGUCCAGUUGAAAACACAAGUAUUGAAUCUCUUUUCAAAAUAUUGCUAAAUUUGACACAGAUCGGCAAAAAAAAAUUACUAAAAAAAAGGAUUUUUUUUAUUAAGUUCAUUAUUAUAGCAUGUCCUUUUGCUGUUAAAUAUAUUUUUUUCGCCCAUUGCAAGAAAGGUUUCUCAUGUAUCAUCGUGAAUAAUAGGGCUUUUUGUUUUAUAAUUAUUGAGUGUGUAGUAGAUGCCAUCAGCAUUGUAACAAGUUGAUCAUUUAAGUCUUAAUACAUUUCUUUUUGUUUAUAUAUAUUUAAUUGUGUGACUUUCUGUCUGAAUUUUCAAACAGAUUAAUUUAGGUAUGAAAGUUCUGAACUGCAACAUAAAAAGAAGGAUUUAUUCUCUUGAAGACUGAAUUCAACAGUGAAGAAAACGUGGUGUACUAAGGCAAUUAACUCGUUCACCCCUGCAGACACAUGUUCAAAGGUUGGAUUAGUCCAUUAUGAAAUUUCAGGGGUGAAUGAGGUAAUAUGCAUGUUAUACAAAAUUAACCAUCAAACGAUUUGUGGGAACAAAAGUUGGUCAGUUGAACAAUGGAUGGAUGUCAGAAUCUGACAAGUGAUUGCUAUAUUUCCCCCCCCCCCCCUCCCUUCAAACCAACGCAUAUUUAUUUUAAACUAGCAUAAGGCAAGAGCAUCUCUUUACCCAUGGUAUGUGAUUUGUGAAAUUGAUGUAUGUGUGAUCACAGUGGUUUUGACUAUUGUACCUAUGACAGCUCUGUAUUAUCUGUCUGUUCAGUUUUUCCCACCUCCUUGAGCCGUCAUAAAACUUCUACUUUGGGGCUCAUCCCACAAGUACAUUUAUAAACAUAUACAGUGUAUUUUACACAGAGUCUGAAAAUAUCAAACAUUCAUGCGCAUGUGUACAUUUUGCAUGUUGCCGUUUCAGUUAAUAAGUAAGUAUGUAUAUACACGUGCAUUGAAUUUGUGCAUCUGUAUCAUUGCAGAUGUAAAAUAGAUUUUACAUGUAGGGGUGUGUUUCCGUGCUACUAGAUCUAGAGCUGUAAUAUAAUAGUGCAACAUAAUAUAUAUAUAUACAUGUAUCUGUGGUAUACCAGAUGUGUGAAAUGUGAUGUCUCACACACAGUAGGGUUCUGUAUGUUGAAAACUAUAUAGGAUUAAGAGUGACAAACAUAUAAAUAACACACCAUAUGUUAUCCUUCAAUAAAUGAAAAAUGAUUUCGUCAUUUGUGCCAAAGUCCUAGGAUAAUAAACCAGCAUCUUACAGAUCUUGGCUGAGAGCACAUCAUGAGUAAGUAUGUAUAUCAAAAAUAGUAAACCAUAAUCUGUUCUUUCAAAUACAUCUCGGGAGGGGGGGGGGGGAUAAUUCUGUUGGGAGUCUGACCAUUCUAAAAAGUCUAUAAAGUUAAGAUUGAGGGUAUCUGCAUGAGUGUUGAAACUCCGAAACUGAGGAGUUAUAAUUUGUUUGGCAUUUUCUGACUUUGAUUUGAUUGUAUGUUUACUUUAGCAAAUACUUAUGUACUAAAGAAAUCUUCUUUGUUAUAAUUUCCUUUUUCAAAGAAAACAUCUCUGCAUAGGGAAUUUGAUCCCACAACUUUUGAUUAUAAAGCAGGGAGGUUAUCUACUUUGCUACCAGACAUAUCUGUUAAAGUUAACGGACAGUUAUCUAUGGUCUAGCAGUAACCUCUCCACAGGCCCUUAAUGAACAGUCAUCUAUGUUUCCAACCUUGAAAUCAGCUUUAUUUAAUGGAAAAUUUUGAAUGACGAGCAAAACUUGCAAUUCACAAAAAGAUAUUGAUAUAUUGGGGUUGUAUAACUGUCUGGUAUUCAGAUUAAUUUAUGUCACCAUAGAUUUUCGUAUAUAUAUGGAUUUCUCGCGUACCUCACAGAACUGAUGUCUUAAAUUAUAUAGCCUGAUCCCGUACACACAGAAUGGAUAUUCAAUUUAUGUAAAGAUAUUGGACAAUAUGUAUUGUACACUAUGUACUUCAUAAUAAGCUGUUUCAAAGGUCACAGAAAUGAAAGAGAGGUCAACCUGCAACUAGGUAUUGCUGGUCUAAACUAAAGAUAACUUUUUUUCUUUUGAAGGAGUUCUGAAAAUGAAUCUAAUGAUUUUGAUAAGGGCUCUGAAACAAAAGGAAAACGAGUAGUAUUGUCUGGUAUGGGUUCAGAAAAACAACUUCAAGUGAUUUUUGUUUGGGUUUUGAAAUAAAAACCUAUUGAUUUUUUGUAUGGGUUCUGGGAAAACAAUAGCAGCCUAAAACAGCCAUCUUUAUAUACCAUAAAUGUUAGUUUUUCUGUCAAGCUCCAAUAACAAUAGAAAAUCUCGCCUCUUGUUCUGUGAUUCAAUUCUAGCAUCAGGUUAUAAUUAUCAAAAAGCCUGAUAAAGAUGGAACACUGUAUUGUGAUAGUGAAUUUUCUGUAGUAAACUUUUGUAUGCAGGCAUUUAUUUUUUUACUCGGUUCGGUUGUUGGAGAGCUGAACAGAGUGAUUACGCUGCUCCAGGUGUGGCAGAGCUGUAGUAACUGUGGAUCUAGGUGUCUGAGCAAUACUUCAGUAUGCUGAUCACCGUUGAGGUUAUUCCUUGUGAUAAUUGGAAUUCACGUAUGUAGUUUGUCUGGGCUUGGUUUCACUAGAGCAUUCAAUGCGUUUUGUUUUAUGUAGAGGGACCGGUUUUAUGUUGUAAAUUGUAGAGACUGCAUGUAAAUAUUUUGUAUGUAUCAUACAAAGUGGAGUAAAUAAUAUGUGCUAUAUUAUUGUCCAAAGUAGCCAACAGGAUGAAUUGUGUAAUAGGUUUGGCAUUGACUUACUGUUUUUUAGUUUUCAUUUGAUCAGAGUGAAUGUAGUUUCUUUUCAUUAAUGGGAUAAAAGUGCAUAGCAUUGAAUGGAAGAAUGUGGAAUUCUGUAUAUAUACACUUAAUGUUCAAUUUUCCACUACAUGUUAAUGGGAUCAAUAUUCUGCUUUUACGAUAGAUGAUAAUUUUCCAUCAAAUUUAAUGUAUUGUGCUGAAUAUCUGUCAUUUAAACUAUCACAGACAUAGAUCCCAUUAAAACUACUAUCAUUCACAUUUUAACUAUUGGGAUUUGUUUAUACAAUUGCAUUGCUUAAAAAAGAUCUGAAAUUACAUGCCCAAAAUAUAUUGGAAUUCUCCUAUUGCAAGGCAACAUUUUUAAGUUGGCUUGAAAAUAUAUAAAAAUUUCGAAGAAGACGGUAGAUUUCAAUCCUCUGAAUUGCAAACAGGGCGCUAUUUGAGAGCCAUUGAUCAGUACUGAAUCUUGUUGAGAGAGAUUUCAAGUGUAAAAUAGUGAUGAAUGAGAAACGAAUGAAACAAGUGUUUUGAUUUUAAUAUUGGCCUAAUAUUUCUCUUGCUAUGUGUACACGUAGGUAGGUUUUGUACUGGUCGGUACACAUUUCAUUCAUCAUAAUAUUUCUGUGUUUUAAGUUGUUUUUGUGUAUAUUUCCCCUUUUUUCUUUGAAGAACGUAAUAUUGUGUUCACCAGAACAUUUACAUUUUAGUAGCGUGUGAAUGACUGAUUUUGUGAAUAUCUUCAUAAUCAUAACCAAAGUAAAAUACAACAAAUAUUGCAUCUUUAGCAUUUCAGACAGGAAGUUACACGUUAUUAAGUAUUUUAAAGAUUGCUCAUGUGGUCAUAAAACAUGGGUCCAAUAAAUAAUUUUUAAUCUGUCAUGUUUUUAACAAAAUGAAAGUUACUAUUUCAACAUGUAUUUAGUGCUGGACAGGUAGAUUUAACUGGAGAAAGGCUCUUCAGUAUAACAAAUGGAGAGAGAGAUCCUGGAAAACGGUAUCUGUGAAAGUUCACGAUCAGUGCCAAAAUUAAUUUUACACAUGAUUGUAACUGAAGCAAAAAUCAAUCAUAAUAUCUAGUCCUAUUAUUGGCAUAUUUCUACUGAAAGUUCCUUCCAGGAAAUGAGUUUUGUGACUUUUUAGAACAUGAAUGAAAAAGAAACAUUCUGCAUAAAACUUCAAAUCAAUCAACGUAUCAUUAUAAUAUUGUGACAGAGCUUCAAGAGGUACCUUGUUAACAUCUAAAGGGUUAUCUUUCUUAAGUGUAAUAUUUUCAAGAAUUAUAAAACCAGAUAAAAAGUAGUAACUAUUGCGUAGCAGUGUGGUAAUUGUACAUAUGAGCGAGUCUGAUGUUUCGUACAACAAUAUGGGCCCAUUUAGUUUGUAAGGAGUGAGUGUUCAUGUCUUGUGUCCGAGUUUGAGUGUUAUUCUGUUAUGUCAGUUAUUUAUUAUUUAUUUCCAAUUACAGUUUGACAUAACAAUUCAUUAUAAUGGUAUAGUGCUUUUAUUCAAUGUAAAUGUAAUUUACUAUACACAAUUUCCUUCAAGUAUUGGAAACAAUAAAACUACUUGUUACAGUGA